Amborella trichopoda is the source of this 1107-nucleotide messenger RNA. Its product is annotated as xyloglucan endotransglucosylase/hydrolase protein 2. Gene Ontology annotation, molecular function: hydrolase activity, hydrolyzing O-glycosyl compounds; xyloglucan:xyloglucosyl transferase activity. Gene Ontology annotation, biological process: xyloglucan metabolic process; cell wall biogenesis. The record is from RefSeq and is a predicted model, not a curated record. Gene Ontology annotation, cellular component: cell wall; apoplast. Lineage: Eukaryota; Viridiplantae; Streptophyta; Magnoliopsida; Amborellales; Amborellaceae.
AUUGCUUACAAUACUUUUGUAUGUGCACCAUCAUCUGGUUUUCAUGGCUUUGCUCAUUGUGGUUUUCUUUCUCCUCAAUUUGAAGGCUCUUUAUGCCCAUUCAGUAGAGACCACAAGCUUGAAAAUUUCAAGUGUUUUUGAUGAUAACUAUGCUGUUACUUGGGGGAGCAACCAUGUCUCUUUCUCCCUCCAAGGAAGAGAGAUCAGGCUUUCCAUGGAUAACACUUCAGGUUCUGGUUUUGGCUCAAAAGCCAUUUACUCAACUGGCUUCUUCCAUUUGAAGAUGAAGGUACCCAACAGGGAUUCAGCCGGAGUUGUCACUGCUUUCUAUUUGUCUUCCCACUCUAAUAACCACGACGAGCUGGAUUUUGAGUUCUUGGGUAACCUUGAAGGUAAGCCUUACACUCUCCAGACCAAUGUUUUCGUUAAUGGUCAUGGGAACAGAGAACAGAGGUUCCAUCUGUGGUUUGAUCCAACUGAGGACUUCCAUGAUUACAGAAUUCUAUGGAACCCUUACCAAAUAGUGUUCUUUGUGGAUAAAAGGCCCAUACGAAUUUACAAAAACAUGAGAGAAGCAGGAGUAGAGUAUCCCUCUCAACCUAUGCAGAUCAUAGCCAGCUUAUGGGAUGGUGAUGAUUGGGCAACUGAUGGGGGAAAAGUAAAGACCAAUUGGACCUAUGCACCUUUCUUUGCAUAUUUUAGAGGAUUCAAUGUCAAUGGUUGCCCUGUGCAUGAUUCCAACCCUCAGGACUGCUACUCUUCCAAAUAUUGGUGGAAUUCAAACAAAUAUAGAACCCUAAGUCCUCCUCAACAAAAGCUAUACCAACGUGUGAGAGACAAGUAUUUAAAAUAUGAUUAUUGUAAAGAUAGAAAAAGGUUUCCUAAACCACCUCCUGAAUGCCCUCAAUAAAACCACUCUUUGGACUCUCUUGAAUUUGGGGACCCAUCUUCUUUCCCCAAAGUUGAAUUGCAUGAUUUCCUCCAUGUAUAAGGAGAGCUUCAUCAUGAAUGAUGAAUUAUCAUUUUGAAUUAUGGGUUGUGUAAUAAACUCAUGAAAAUGUGCCACAUCACUUUCUGAAAUUGAUGAUUCCUUUUGUUUUGUGUUCA